AACACAUAACCACCGCCCAACAUGACAGACCUCACGCACUUCGACCUUCUCCCCCUCCAACUAGACCCUCAAUCCAAAUCCCUCUCCUCAACCUCCUCCUCGCGCGCCCUCGCCGCCGAGCUCUCCCAAUUAAACGCCCUUCACCGCUCCCUCAUCACCUCCGACACAACAACCCAGCACGGCGUGCCCCCGCCGCCCAUGCCCGUGAACCCCAAACGCUCCGCCCAAGUCGCCAAGCUCCGCGACAGCGGCAAUGCAGAGUUCCACAAGAAGAAGUACGGUGACGCCAUCAAGUUCUACACCCUCGGCCUGCAAAUGGCCCUCACCCGUCCGCUCUGGGAACCCUCCCAGCUCGUCCGCGAGGAGGUCUCGGGUCUGUACGCCAACAGGGCGCAGGCGCACAUGGCGCUGCAGCAGUGGGCAGAGGGCUCCGUCGACGCCGAGGCCAGUGUCGAGGCGCGCAAGGUCGGCAACGCAAAGGCGUGGUGGCGCCGCGGAAAGUGUCUGAUGGAGAUGGGCAGAUUGGAGGAGGCGAGGGAGUGGGUUGGCAAGGCUCUCGAGUAUGAGGGCGAGGAGGGCGAGCUCGUUGCGCAGUACAAGGAGAUUGAGGCCCGUUUGGAGAAGGCGUAAGUCUGAGAAAGGCGUACGAUUUUUAUCGAAAAGGAGGAUCAUGUUCUAUACGAGCGCCGAGGAAGUACAGAGUCAUUCCACUUGAAGCACCCAAGGAUGCUCAUACACAGAUAUAUGGAUAAGGCAGCGUGUGGUUCUAGAACGGGUCAUGGAGGAGUGAGGGGCCAAAAACCUGGCCAAGCAGUCUCGGGCCUCUGUUUUGGCAGCGCAUAAUACCCAUGAGAGAGCCGCCUCGCGCAUGGAGAUGGAAAGCCCAGGUAGACGCAAUGGUAUGGCGGCUUGAAGACUCCCUAGGCAUUCGUGAUUGUUCUUUGGCGCAGGUUGUCUUGUACUUUGAUACAGGCUUGUUUGUCAUUAGCCACUACAAACUUUCCCAACAAUGCGGCAUCAAUCACUUGCGACACUCGUGUCGAGUAAGCAUAUCAGUGUGGAAAUCAGACGACAAUAAGUUGGGUGGAUCGGGUUAUUGAGCAUUUCUAGUAUACCAUAGGUA
Molecule: messenger RNA, 1123 nt
Organism: Colletotrichum acutatum
Lineage: Eukaryota; Fungi; Ascomycota; Sordariomycetes; Glomerellales; Glomerellaceae
Product: tetratricopeptide
Exons: 1
Coding region: 22-630 (202 amino acids)
Biological process (GO): protein folding
Cellular component (GO): cytosol; nucleus
Molecular function (GO): Hsp70 protein binding; Hsp90 protein binding
Source: RefSeq, a predicted model, not a curated record